Messenger RNA from Aspergillus nidulans FGSC A4, 2516 nucleotides. Its product is annotated as acetate--CoA ligase facA. Gene Ontology annotation, molecular function: AMP binding; acetyl-CoA synthetase activity. The coding region runs from base 67 to 2079 and encodes 670 amino acids. NCBI's taxonomy places the organism in Eukaryota, Fungi, Ascomycota, Eurotiomycetes, Eurotiales, Aspergillaceae. The transcript has 6 exons. Gene Ontology annotation, biological process: acetyl-CoA biosynthetic process. The record is from RefSeq and is a predicted model, not a curated record.
UUUCAGUGGCAUUUUCUAACUUUCCUGGGAGUUUAGAAAUCUUGAGACUCGCAACGCUUUCUCAAUAUGAGUGACGGACCAAUUGCCCCUCCCAAGCCCGCCGUGGUUGCUGAGGCCCACGAGGUCGACACUUUCCACGUUCCCAAGGCGUUCUUCGACAAGCACCCUUCCGGCCCUCACUUGAAAAAUCUCGAUGAAUACAAGAAGCUCUAUGAGGAGUCGAUUCGCAGCCCAGACGUUUUCUGGGCCCGCAAAGCCCGUGAGCUGCUCACUUUUGACAAAGAUUUCCAAACGACCCGUAUCGGCUCAUUGGAGAACGGUGACGUUGCUUGGUUCCCUGAGGGUCGGCUAAAUGCUUCUUUCAACUGUGUCGAUCGUCACGCCAUCAAGAACCCCAACAAGGUCGCUAUCAUCUACGAAGCCGACGAACCCAACGAGGGCCGGACAAUCACAUAUGGCGAGCUGCUCCGCGAAGUUUCUCGGGUUGCCUGGGUUUUGAAACAGCGCGGCGUUAAGAAGGGCGACACUGUGGCUAUCUACCUUCCCAUGAUUCCUGAGGCCAUCAUCGCCUUCCUUGCGUGCUCGCGUAUUGGUGCCGUUCACUCCGUUGUUUUCGCCGGUUUCUCGUCAGACUCCCUCCGUGACCGUGUCCUUGACGCCGGUUCCAAGGUUGUCAUCACAACCGAUGAGGGUAAGCGUGGCGGUAAGGUCAUCGGGACCAAGCGCAUUGUCGAUGAGGGUCUCAAGCAGUGCCCCGACGUGUCGACCGUGCUUGUUUACAAGCGCACCGGCGCCGAGGUGCCCUGGACCGAGGGCCGUGACAUUUGGUGGCACGAGGAGGUUGAGAAGUACCCUGCGUACAUUGCUCCUGACUCUGUCAACUCCGAGGAUCCUCUUUUCCUUCUAUACACUUCUGGUUCCACCGGUAAGCCCAAGGGUGUUAUGCACACUACUGCCGGUUACCUCCUAGGCGCGGCUAUGACCGGAAAAUACGUUUUUGAUAUCCAUGAUGAUGACCGCUACUUCUGCGGUGGUGAUGUCGGCUGGAUUACCGGCCACACCUACGUGGUGUACGCUCCUCUCCUCCUGGGAUGCUCAACGGUUGUCUUUGAGAGUACCCCGGCUUACCCCGACUUCUCUCGCUACUGGGACGUGAUUGAGAAGCACAAGGUGACCCAAUUCUAUGUGGCACCCACUGCCCUGCGAUUGUUGAAGAGGGCUGGUGACCACCACAUCCACCACAAGAUGGAACAUCUACGUGUCCUGGGAUCCGUCGGCGAGCCCAUUGCUGCUGAGGUCUGGAAGUGGUACUUCGAGAAGGUUGGAAAGGAAGAGGCUCACAUUUGCGACACCUACUGGCAAACCGAAACUGGCUCCAACGUCAUUACCCCCUUGGCCGGUGUCACUCCCACGAAGCCUGGCAGUGCUUCCCUGCCCUUCUUCGGUAUUGAGCCUGCCAUCAUUGAUCCAGUCUCUGGAGAGGAGAUCUCCGGCAACGAUGUGGAGGGUGUGCUUGCCUUCAAGCAGCCCUGGCCCAGCAUGGCCCGCACUGUGUGGGGUGCCCACAAGCGCUACAUGGACACAUAUCUGAACGUCUACAAGGGUUACUACUUCACCGGAGAUGGAGCCGGUCGUGACCACGAGGGAUACUACUGGAUCCGUGGUCGUGUUGACGAUGUCGUCAACGUUUCUGGUCACCGUCUGUCAACCGCGGAAAUUGAGGCUGCCCUCAUUGAGCACCCUAUGGUUGCUGAAGCAGCCGUGGUUGGUAUUGCCGAUGAGUUGACCGGUCAGGCCGUCAAUGCCUUUGUUUCGCUCAAAGAGGGUAACGAGACCAACGACCAAGUCCGCAAAGACCUCAUUCUGCAAGUCCGCAAGUCGAUUGGACCCUUCGCUGCUCCCAAAGCCGUCUUUGUUGUCGACGACCUGCCCAAGACCCGUAGCGGUAAGAUCAUGCGCCGCAUCCUGCGGAAGAUUCUUAGUGGUGAGGAGGAUAGCCUGGGCGACAUUUCAACGCUGUCCGAUCCAUCCGUGGUUGAGAGAAUUAUCGCCACAGUGCACGCUUCCCGAGGCAAAUAAACUACAACCGCCAUUGGUUCGGGCCAAACCCCAUAUAUACCCAUAAAAAGCGUGUCAUGAUGAUGACAGCCCAACUGAAUAGACAGAAUACUUGCCAACUCUGCAUUAGAUGGGUCGUCAUUCAUUCACUCCGUCGAGAUAAGAACUGAGCGUGAUAUAUUUAACCGCCAGCUGUGUGAUUCCCAUAUUUUAUUGGUCUUCAGAGCGGAUGUUCUAUAAACGACUAGCUAUAACUUAUGACAUUUUUUUUCUUGUUCAUUCAAGGAUCCUCUUUGAUUUUUUGCACAAGAUUUAAGAUUACUCCAAUCUUAUCAAGAUCACAUACUUAAGUGCUGCGCCAAGGUCACCUGAACGGAUGGACGUUGAUAACAUACUGUUUAUACAACCAAUAUAAACUCUCUUGCUGAUUGGGCAAUACAAGAUAUGUGUUUAUGUGA